ACAUGAGAGCAGGGAGCCAGGGAGCAGUAUUCUUAUUUGAUGCUUUUUCUCUCCAUCUCAUCCGCCGAAAAUCUUCACUGCUGUAAUUGAAAUUUAUAACCUACUUUCAUAUAUAUCUUCAACGCCAUCUUUUGAUGCUGUUUCAUACUACUACAUCACUAAAUCAACGCCGACUUCCGAUUGCUCUCAGAAACCCUAAUUUUUAAACAGGAUUAAUCAAACCUAAAGGCGCAGAUUAACCAAGCAAUCAGAACUAGAAUUAAAGAAAGGCUGGGUAGGAUCUGGCCGGACUUACAAGUUCAGACCAUUUUCAUCCCGUCUUAAUUUAUUUGAGCCCAGCCCAGCCCAGCCCAGCCCAGCCCAGCCCUUAUCCGGCCCAUUGAACGCCCCUGUGUACAUAUAGGAAAUUGUACGGAUGACCAUGUGAUUUGGAUUUUGGCGUGUCAUUUUCUUUUUUGUGCAGCUUUCCUGCAAAUUUAGUGUGUAUGGCUCGGCGAGGAAAUCAACCAAAAAGGGAAAUUAAUCAGUCUUCUUCAAAAACUAAAUUAAAAGAGCCUGAUGAGCUUUUGGGUGGUGAACCUCUUAACUCCUCUUUGAAAGAAGCUGCUAAUAGGACCUCUGUUCAAGGGGAUGGGAGAAAAAAGAACAAAAAAUCUAAAAAUGUGCCCAAGAAAGAUGAACCAAAGGUGUAUAGUGCGGAUGCUGGGCCCUCUAUCUCUGAGAUUAAAGCUUUUGGAGAGUGUAUGGAAAAUCUUUCAAGGGACUGCAAUAUGUCAUGUGUGGGUGAUCUUAGCUCAGAAAGUCACAAUGGGUCUUUUAAUCAUACUGUAAAUGGAUCUCAUGCAGCUGGUAGGAAUGAAAGGCAGUUUUUCCAUAUUGUGGUACUUGAAAGCCUUAGACAUUCUACACUGUCGAUUUUAAGGACAUCUCGUGGUUGGCUUGAAAGACAGAAGCCCGUUUUGACUGCUUCAAUGAGAAACGUUUACAUAAUUUAUGAUUACAUGCAUUUGAAAAUAUUUCAGGCGUACCCAAUUGUUUGGAAGUGGCUUUUCCAUCUGGGUAAUAUACUAUUGUUGGUAUCAAUGGUUUGGUUGGAUUGUGCUUUUCGUGGCAUGGAUUCCUUUCUAAGGAUGGGAACAACUUCCUUUUUUACUAUUAUAUGGUUCAGCAUUCUUUCAGUUAUUGCAAUGAUUGGGAAGUUUAAAUUCUUGCUGGUGUUGGCUUUUGCUGCAUUGCUUGGAUAUUUUGUGGGUCUGAUCAUUGCAUUGCUGAUCGUUGCUUUUGCUGGAGCCAUUUUUCUAUGGCUUUAUGGAAGUUUUUGGACCACCUCCCUUAUCAUUGUUCUUGCAGGAUUGGCAUUUAUGCUGAGCCGCGAGCGCAUUGCCUUAUCUAUCACCACUUUGUAUUCAUUGUAUUGUGCUUGGACAUAUGUUGGAUGGCUUGGGGUGCUUUUGGGUUUUAAUUUAUCAUUCAUUUCAAGUGAUGCACUCAUAUACUUUCUGAAAAAUAACAUAGAUGAGCAGAGAAGUAAGCCAUUCGAGCGACCAGAUGGUGCUAGGGGUGAUCAAAGAUUUUUUAAUGGUGAAGCACACUUCCAUUACUCGAACGCUGGUUCAGGCCAGUCAACAGAUCGUAGUCCUGGAGUUGCUUCAACCAGUGGGGAUGAUUCUGAGUUGACAUCUGAAGAUGAAGUUGUUCGUUUGUUAAAUUGUACUGAUCACUAUUCAGCAUUGGGCUUGUCCCGAUACCAGCAAGUAGACGUGUCUGUACUAAAGAGAGAGUACAGGAAAAAGGCUAUGCUUGUUCAUCCUGAUAAAAAUAUGGGAAAUGAGAAGGCUGCGGAUGCCUUUAAGAAACUUCAAAAUGCAUAUGAGGUCUUGUUGGAUUCUUUGAAACGAAAAGCAUAUGAUGACGAACUUAGGAGAGAAGAAUUGCUGAAUUAUAUUUACCAAUUCCAGGGUGCUUCUCAUAAGAAUGGACAACGUGGCUUCUUCCCUAAUGGCUUUGCACGUCCAGAGGGUGAUGGAGAAGACACUCUAGAAGAAGCAAGAAGAAUUGCAUGCAAGAAAUGUGGUAGUUUCCAUGUAUGGUUCGGGACCAAGAAAUCUAAAUUAAAAGCAAGAUGGUGUCAGGAUUGUGAGGAUUUUCAUCAAGCGAAAGAUGGAGAUGGAUGGGUUGAACAGUCUUCUCAACCUUUGCUUUUUGGAAUACUGCGGAAGGUUGAUGUUCCUGUUGCUUAUGUUUGCGCCGAUGGCAAAGUAUAUAAUGCCACUGAAUGGUAUAUUUGUCAGGGAAUGAGGUGUCCAGCUAACUCACACAAACCAAGUUUUCAUGUCAACACUAGUGUAAUGAAGAGCAAUGGAAAAGGGUCUUCACAAAGAGGUGGCGGGGCAACAGCAUCAAAUAUGGAAGAAAAUAUGACCGAAGAAGAGUUCUUCGAGUGGCUACAAAGUGCUGUGCAAUCAGGAAUGUUUGAGAACUCUGGUGGAGUGAAUCCGAAUGAGAGUUCACAAACAAGUUCCAAAAACAGCCCGAAAACUGGUAAUCCGAAUACUGGUGGUGCGGGUAGCAGUAGCCGUAGAAAGAAGAAGGGUAAGAAGCAGUGGUAAACUUAAGCUAUCGCAUCUUAGUACUGAAUCCCGACUUCCAUAAGUGAGUGGGAGCGACAAAGUACAUUUAAGAGUUUCGACUUACUGUUUACCCAGAUCUUGUAAUGUGAUGUGAAAAUGUACACUGCUAUUGAAAUAGCUGUGCAUAGGUUGUAUAGUUUCUAAUUCCUAUUGUCUGAUGGUAUUUUAAAUGGUCAUAAACAACAAAAUGUAAAAAAUGGCAAAUGGGAAUUCAGUUUUUUCUCAGAAUCUUUUGAUCAACAUGGCAAAAUUACAGAAGAAUUCCUUGGCUGAGCCAAUUGAAAAUAUUUAUGCUGAAACUGUUCUACUCCUCAAAUCCUCAUAUGACAAUUUAAGCCAU
Amaranthus tricolor (Joseph's coat) is the source of this 2970-nucleotide messenger RNA. RefSeq lists its product as uncharacterized. The record is from RefSeq and is a predicted model, not a curated record. Lineage: Eukaryota; Viridiplantae; Streptophyta; Magnoliopsida; Caryophyllales; Amaranthaceae. The coding region runs from base 486 to 2609 and encodes 707 amino acids. The transcript has 11 exons.